AAAGCACUGGGCUCCUCCUUUCCACGCUCAACUGCCGCUUUAAUGGCCCCUCAACCGCCCAUUUACCUUUCAUGGACAAACAGGGGAGUUGAUCGACAUCCAAAGACACGCCUCUUCGUUUACCCUUGCCCCUCCCCUCCUUUGGCUUCCUAUCAGUGUCUAUUUUGGCAACACGGAUACACAUGGAGCCUCCAUCACCUCCACUCUCUUUUACGCACCGAGUCCAGUAAUGCGCGCAGGUCUUGAUCGUCUCCUUCUGAGUAAUCGAUCCUCUCGUGGACUAAUAUGACAAGCGUGCACGUAUAGUGGCGUGACACGGCAAAGAGAGGAGGCACAUUUCCCGUGGAUUAGUCUAUCCUAUCCGAGCGCGAGUGUCAGAAUGGACGUCCUGGCGAACCACAGUAUAUUUCAGGAACUUCAGCUGGUGCACGACACCGGCUAUUUCUCCGCCAUGCCUUCGCUGGAGGAGAACUGGCAGCAGACCUGCCUGGAGUUGGAGCGUUAUCUACAGACAGAGCCCAAACGUCUGUCGGAACUCUUUGACCAUGACUUGGAUGGACUCUUGACUCCAGCUUACUUGAAGGAGGAUGGCGAAGAAGAGCUAGCUGACGUACUACUCCCUAGCAUACAUGAGCCCCCGAGUCCUCAGACGAUGAUAUACUGCCCCACACGGAAAAACUUACCCUCUACUACUUCAAUAAAAUCUGAACCAAAGGUACCAGAAUCCACAGAAGGGAUGGAAGGUGUUCACCAGGCUCAGCUCAGUGCCGUCACCUCCCUAACACCCCCCUCCUCACCAGAACUGGGUCGGCAUCUGGUAAAACCAAACCCAUCCCUAACGUCGUCUGCUGAUGGGACGCUCACCCUCAAACUGGUGGCCAGGAAGGUCGGCCUUAGUGCUGCUCGACUGGUGGCGUCGCACCCUCUCCCUGUGCAGGUAAAGGACGAGGAUGAGGGAGUAUCCUGUGUGCUAGGCGAGCUGCCAGAGAACAAGAAGAGGAUCCAUCGCUGUCAGUUCAACGGCUGUAGGAAGGUUUACACCAAGAGCUCCCACUUAAAAGCCCAUCAGAGGACACACACGGGUGAGAAGCCCUACAAGUGCUCAUGGGAGGGCUGCGAAUGGCGUUUUGCGCGGAGCGACGAGCUGACGAGGCAUUACCGCAAACACACCGGCGCCAAACCCUUCAAGUGCAACCACUGCGACAGGUGUUUCUCACGGUCGGAUCAUUUGGCGCUGCACAUGAAAAGACACAUCUGAGGAGCACAAGAGAAGUCAGAAGGGAGUGGAGGCGGAGAGGAAGCAGAGAGGGCAACAUCACUUGCAGAAACAUUGUCACCACAGAUCUCAGACUGGUGUCAAACCCCAUAAUUGGCAUUUCUGAAGCAGAGGCAGAUGCACCAUGCCAUUGGCUUAAACACAGGCAGGCAAAACACGGGUCCCAUAUGAUUCCAUGAAGCGUCAUCUGCCUCCUCGAGUGGGACCUUUAAUUGGCAGCUCCUGGUUUCAGUCCACUUUUGCAUCAUUUCCAUGCAGCAUUGUCUGACAUGCAGCCAAUUUAGUUCUUGCUGAGUUGCUCUAGCCUUUCUGUUCAAAGGUUGUAUAAUAUCACAACUUUUCUGUUUGACUUCUUUCACUUCCCACCUAGAUCAAUUGAUAAAUCCUGCUGGUUCAAUGGAACUUGUUUGACUGGUGAUUGCAGACUUGAAGAUUGGAGGAUGUUUUUAUUUGCCUAAACUGAUUGAGGUCAUCCAGACAGCUUUGUGGGUACAGCUAUAAUCCAUGAAGAAUUUCCUCUGGAUAUGAUCACCUAAUUUAUUCCUGGGAGAAGAGAGGCCAUCUCCAACUUGAAAUUUGGAGCUGAACCUAUUGCACAAUUGACUCUUUGCAAACCCUAAGUCAAAAGAAAGGCCCCCGUUUGUCAGACUGGGAAGCAAUUGGGCCCAUUGCACAAGUCAAAAGACAAGAUCACUAUGUAUGUAGAGGCUAUAUUGUUUUUAAUCAAAGAUCUCAUAUUUGUUCGGAAUAAACCAUUCUGAAGAACUCUUUAGAAAUGGAUGCAGCCAAAUAAAAACUGUCGAUGACUGAAGUGAUCUCUCGAGCAUUUGAGAGUGAUUGGCAUCCGACCAGCCACCAUGUUGCUCAUAAUGCAGAACUGCUCCAAUUUAGCCAACUUCAAUUCUUCCAAUUUUCUCCAGUAAAUCAGGCCCUAUGCAUCUCCUGGGACAUUCCACAGAUUUAUCUCCUGUAGGACAUGGAAUGGACUUGUAAGAGUAGGAGGACAAAUCCAAUCAAUUGGCUGACAGAUCAAUGUGAAUGUAUCUGCAAUGUUUCUGUGCACGUGCAGCUGAAAAUGUGAAUGGCGUACUGAUCAGUCCUUGUUAAACUCACACCUUAACACUUUUUCACAUCAUUGUUAUCUAGGAAGUCAUGCCUUGUGACUUAUGUCAAGCAUUAUUCACGGAGUCUGGAGAGCAGUUUUCCACGGUGACGGAUGGUGGGUAAGGGGAAGGAUAUCAUCUUCACACUCAGCAAAGUCAAUUGCCUUUUCAGCUUUUAAAACUUUAACAGUAGACAUCAACAUACAAUGAAGCAUAGUUACAUUUCCUCAUGGUGCUCUGACUCCUGAAUCCCAGUCACCACUUCCGUUAAAUGCCUUUUUAUCCAGGCUGCUUGGACAAACAGAGGCUCUGGCACGACUGAUCUACAAUCUCUGCUCUGUAUUAAACAAAUUGAUUUUUUGUUUAAGUCAAAUGAAAAACAUACAACCACCCAUAAUUCUCUUUUAGAAUAGUUUGUAAAGCACCAGAUCAGCUCUUAGCUAGAAGUACUAGUGUUCGGUCCGGGUAUGGAUGCAGACAAAAUGAAUAAAAGUGGUUAGCACCAUCAACGGCAGCUCUACGUGCGUUUCAAUAUUCCGGCUCAAAUGUUGAAUGAAUGUGUGGACACGUGGUUUAGGUUAUUUUCCACGUUCUCAUGGACAACCCUGGACUGGAGCACAGAAAUUUCUCAAAUACAGCAUUGUUCGGAAUCCACUCAAUUAAUUCUCUAAAAGUGUACGCUGGAAAUAUUGGAGUUCAAAUGUGAAUGUUUACUUUUUUAUACUAAUUUAAUUUUUUUGUGGUUCACUUCUGUGUCCUUUAAAUGAAUGAUUGUCAAUUAUGCUGUGCCUGUGUGUAUUUUUCUUUGGUCUGUAUUUGCACUCGGUUUUGGAAAACAAGAAAAAGUAACAUAUCUGAUGUUUAUUUGUCCAUUUGUGCACAUCACAACACUACCACCGCAUCUCUGUACAGUAACUGUUUUAUACACAAACCUGGGCACAUACAUUCAAGCACACCCUCACAUGAGAACGCGCGCACACACACACACCGCACUCACCCCUACACGCUGGCUCAGUCCGUGGUGUAGGCUGCAGAUCUCAGCAUCACUGAUCUCUUUCUGAAUUUUAAAUCAGACUUUUUUUUUUUCUACCAGCGCCCCCCCCUUGUUGCCGCACCCUCCCAACAUAUCCUCUCCACAAGAUAGCAACAUUUUCCACUCCUCUUUCCCCAAAAAAACGCACCCACCUUCCUGUUUUCCUAUGUUGUCUUUCUCCCUUUCCUUUGACUGUAUAAAGUGUUUCAAAUUUAUCAUUUGUAUAUUAUGAUGUAUGGGUAUGAUAAUGUUCUUUAUUAUGGAAAAAUGAGAAAGAUUUAUUUUUGUUACCGGUUUGUUUCAUAAUUCAUUUUUUUAAAUUGGUAUUGUAAUAUCUCUAUGCAAUGAACUGUUUGUUUUUUUAUUUAAGAAUGUAAUUAUGUGUAAUAAAUCGUAGACGCAGUUUGGCAUGGAGUAGUAAUGUUUCCUGGCUGGUCUGUUCACUAACAAAAUGCACACAUUGUCCAUCACAUGUUCGCACUUCUACGCCCUCUUAUCAAGAAGACUAAAUUGAUUAGUCAGUACUUUCUCACCAAUGAGCAACCAGGGUGUUUUUCUUUGCAGUUGCCUCAAAAGUGAGACCAGAAUUAUUAUCAGUUUGUCCUUUUUGUGAAUUGUGAAUCCAUGGUUCACAGCAAGGCUGAAAAUACCUGCUCACACUGAGUAAUUACAUCUGUUAGCAAACAAGGUGUGAAGGCUACUGCGCUAUUCUUGCCUUUUGACCAUGACCAGCUGAUAAAAGGCUAAUCGAAUAAGUAAUGGCUAAUUAGGGAGUAAUUACUCCCUGCUAAAUGGUCCCAUGCAGUGUAUUAAUUCUCCUCGGGUCUGGCAAAGAGGAGCUCCCAUCAGGAUUUUUUUUUUUUUUUUUUUAAAUCUAAUACAUUUUAAUUGAAACUCACACCCUC
Molecule: messenger RNA, 4317 nt
Organism: Corythoichthys intestinalis (scribbled pipefish)
Lineage: Eukaryota; Metazoa; Chordata; Actinopteri; Syngnathiformes; Syngnathidae
Product: Krueppel-like factor 7
Exons: 4
Coding region: 380-1258 (292 amino acids)
Biological process (GO): regulation of transcription by RNA polymerase II
Molecular function (GO): RNA polymerase II cis-regulatory region sequence-specific DNA binding; DNA-binding transcription factor activity, RNA polymerase II-specific
Source: RefSeq, a predicted model, not a curated record